CUGUUUUCUCUGGGAGGGGGGCCCCGCCAAAAUGGGCACUGCCGCAGAGCCUCGGUUCCACGUCUUGGCCGUCGACGACAGCCUCGUCGAUAGGAAGCUCAUCGAGAGGCUCCUCAAGAUUUCCUCUUACCAAGUGACUACAGUUGAUUCUGGCAGUAAAGCUCUGGAGUUUCUGGGUUCCCGUGGAAACGAUGACCGAAGCAGCUCCGAUCCUCUCCCGUCCGUUUCGCCGAACGAUCAUCAGGGAGUGGAGGUGAAUCUCAUCAUCACGGACUACUGUAUGCCCGGAAUGACCGGGUUCGACUUGCUCAAGAAAAUCAAGGAAUCUUCAUCUCUGAGAGACAUCCCGGUGGUCAUUAUGUCAUCCGAGAAUGUCCCUUCAAGGAUCACCAGAUGCUUGGAAGAAGGGGCGGAGGAAUUUCUCCUGAAGCCGGUGAGAUUAUCGGAUGUGAAUAAGCUCAGACCCCACAUAAUGAGAACCAAGAAGCUCGAGAAUCCGAAACAGGAAUCACGAGAAGAAUCAGAGGGACAUGGUGAGAUUCGAUCGCAACCACCACCGUGCCAACAUGAACUCGAAACCCAACAGGGUCAACACCAUCAAUCCCAGCAGCAGAUUCAACCACACCAGCAACAGAAAUCCAGCAAUAACAACAAGAGAAAGGCCAUUGACGUUGAAGAAGGCCUUUCGCCCGACAGAACAAGAACCAGAUACAGCGGAGUCGCCACUUUCUGAUGAAUCACUACACACCCUUCAAUUUUUUUGUGGCCAUGUAUCUUUUCACUAAUUUUCUCCUUCACAUCCCAUUCCUGCUUACUGCUGGAGCAUACAGAUCAGAGAGAA
Syzygium oleosum is the source of this 841-nucleotide messenger RNA. RefSeq names its product two-component response regulator ORR3-like. The coding region runs from base 32 to 733 and encodes 233 amino acids. The record is from RefSeq and is a predicted model, not a curated record. The transcript has 5 exons. Gene Ontology annotation, biological process: phosphorelay signal transduction system; cytokinin-activated signaling pathway. NCBI's taxonomy places the organism in Eukaryota, Viridiplantae, Streptophyta, Magnoliopsida, Myrtales, Myrtaceae.